AGAGUGUUCGGGUCGUACCACCACCAUUGUGGAACGCACAGUUUCCUUUCUCCAAUGUGCUACCGCAACGCAUCUGGAAAAAAGGCCUCACAAAUGCGAUGAGCCUAGUUGAAAGUAUCGCUGCCAAAAUGGUGUACCACUCCCCUUCAGAGGCCAUCGUUCAUCUUGAGGUUGGCACGCAGUGCAGCUUCCCUCUGGCUGACAAGUCUGUUGGGUGCUGCUUCAGAGCAGGCAGCGAGUCAAGGAGUGUGCAGACUACAGAGACUGUAGAUAAGUCGAGCUACACCUCAGCAUCCAGGCCUUCUAUUUCUCCAUCAACAGCCAACAGUGAAAAUUCACAGCAGGGACGCCUCCAACAAGACCAUUUCUGUGACUAUGAGGCUGGUAAACUGUUUCGUCUGGAAGCACAUGGUAGGGUCUCUACUGGCGAGCGUCUGUUUAAGUGCGAUUUGUGCCGUAAGAGCUUCUCAACAAGAGACUACCUGAAAAGCCACAUGCGCACCCACACUGGUGAGAAGCCAUUUCAGUGCCCUUCGUGUCCUUCCAGCUUCGCAUUAAAGGGCAACCUGACAGCCCACCUGCGCAUGCACACAGGCGAGAAGCCUUUUCAAUGCCCUUCAUGCCCUCAAAGCUUCUCGCAAAAGAGCGUAGUGAAAAGCCACAUGCGCACCCACACUGGUGAGAAGCCAUUUCAGUGCCCUUCAUGCCCUCAAAGGUUCUCACAUAAGUCCAGCAUGAAAGCCCACCUGCACACCCACACGGGCCAGAAACCAUUUCAAUGCCAUUUAUGCCCUCAAAGCUUCUCCUAUAAAUGCAGCAUGAAAAACCACUUGCGCACCCACACAGGUGAGAAGCCAUUUCAGUGCCCUUCAUGCCCUCGGAGCUUCUCGCGAAGCGGCGAAGUGAAAAUCCACAUGCGCACCCACACUGGUGAGAAGCCAUUUCAGUGCCCUUCAUGCCCUCGGAGCUUCACAUUAAAGUCCAACCUGAAAGUCCACCUGCGCACACACACAGGCGAGAAGCCAUAUCAAUGCAUUUUAUGCCCUCAAAGUUUCUCGGUUAAGUCCAGUAUGAAAAACCACCUACGCACCCACACAGGCGAGAGGCCACUUCAAUGCCCUUGAUGCCCUCAAGGUUUCUCACAUCAGUCCAGUAUAAUAGCCCACCUACGCACCCACAAAGGCGAGAAGCCAUUUCAAUGCCCUUCAUGCCCUCAAAGCUUCGUGCAUAAGCCCAACAUGAAAAAGCACUUGCGCACCCACACAGGU
Dermacentor andersoni is the source of this 1268-nucleotide messenger RNA. RefSeq lists its product as uncharacterized. Gene Ontology annotation, biological process: regulation of transcription by RNA polymerase II. Lineage: Eukaryota; Metazoa; Arthropoda; Arachnida; Ixodida; Ixodidae. Gene Ontology annotation, molecular function: RNA polymerase II cis-regulatory region sequence-specific DNA binding; DNA-binding transcription factor activity, RNA polymerase II-specific. The record is from RefSeq and is a predicted model, not a curated record. Gene Ontology annotation, cellular component: chromatin; transcription regulator complex; PcG protein complex.